This is a messenger RNA of Scheffersomyces coipomensis, 759 nucleotides long. RefSeq lists its product as uncharacterized. Bases 1 to 759 code for a protein of 252 amino acids. The transcript has a single exon. The record is from RefSeq and is a predicted model, not a curated record. NCBI's taxonomy places the organism in Eukaryota, Fungi, Ascomycota, Pichiomycetes, Serinales, Debaryomycetaceae.
AUGAUUCAAAAAUUUACUUGCGUUCCUAAAUCGGACUAUGAAGUUAUUAUAGUAUCUAAUGGAACUAUUAAUCAAGUUGAAUCUAAAUUAAUUGAAAUUAAUGAACAUACUAAUAAUGAAAUCCCUUUUAAUUCAAGUAUAACUUAUUUAGAUAAUUUCAAUCAAUUAAUCACUCAUUUAAAUAAAAAUUUCCCUAAUAAAGUCUUCAAUGGGAAAGUCUUAUUCAUGUUCUUUAAUGGUCUUACAUAUAUUCAAAACUUCUUAAGUGAUUUAAUCGACCAUUAUAAUAAGUGUACUAUCCUUAAUGUUCAACAUCAUCAUCAACAACAACAACAACAGAUUGAAACUGAUGAUGAAUUAUUAGCUAAAUAUUUCCAAUUUGAUAAUUACACCAAUACUAAUAAAUUAUAUAAAUCCCAUCCUGUGUUUGAAAAGAUUGAAAAUGUCUAUUUCUAUUUCGAUUCUUCAGUCUCAAUCGAUACAACCACUUCAUCAUCUCCAUAUGAUUUCUUAAUCAAUUCAAAUUAUAAUCCUUCCAAUGAUACAAAUCCUUUCAAUACCGUAGUUACCAUUGCUAAUGAUAUACUUAAAAAGAUGAGUUUCAUGAUAGGUAGAAUCAGAGGUCUUUACAUAGACGAUUUCCAAUUAAAUAAUGAAAAAAUAAUCCCGUUACAUUGUUUAAUGAGAAAUUUCCCUAAUGUUGAAAGAAUUGAAUUAUCAAGUUAUACUCAAUUAUUAAUGAAAGAUAUGAUCUUAUAA